Molecule: messenger RNA, 1016 nt
Organism: Drosophila montana
Lineage: Eukaryota; Metazoa; Arthropoda; Insecta; Diptera; Drosophilidae
Product: ficolin-1-like
Exons: 3
Coding region: 56-940 (294 amino acids)
Source: RefSeq, a predicted model, not a curated record
UAGUCUUGUGCGCUCUGUGCUGCUUUUAAAUACAUAUUCGUGUUUAUUUCGCAGAAUGUUGCUGAAAAUAAUUUGCACAGUAUAUUUAUUAAAUAUGCCGGUGCUCAAAUGUGAAAACGAGAAUGUGGAAAACUUCACAGUCAAAUAUGGCAAUUUAACCGAAGUACUUUUUCAAAUAAAAGAUAACAAAAUCCACUUGCAGCACUUACAGCUGGAAGUGUUAAGAAUGGAACAAAUGCGUCAGGGUGCAUUACUUGAUGAGCUUGUUGCCAAAUUGAAAUCAUUGGAGCCAACACAGUUUACCGGCAGCUGUGCAGAGGCGGCGGCUUUGAGUCGUCGGAGUGGCGUUUAUCAGAUUCUCGUACCUGGCUAUAGUUUGCAUCCGUUUAUAGUUAGAUGCGAUGAGGAUACACAGGGUGGAGCAUGGACCACGGUCUUGAGGCGUGAGGAUGGCAGCGUGGAUUUCUUUCGGUUUUGGAAGGACUAUAAAAAUGGAUUUGGCAAUGCUAUAGGCGAGUUUUUUAUAGGGCUCGACAAACUGCAUUUCAUGACCAAAGUACUGGACCAAGAAUUACUCAUAACCAUGGAGGACUUCAAGGGACAACAUAGGUUUGCCAAGUAUGAUCGUUUUGCAAUAGACAACGAAAAUGAAGCCUAUAAAAUGAAAACAUUGGGCACAUACUCCGGAGAUGCAACCGACUGUUUGAGAGAACAUGCGGGGCAAAAGUUUUCGUCACGAGAUCGUGAUAACGAUCAGCAUAUAGAAAACUGUGCUGAAAAGUUCACAGGUGGCUGGUGGUACAACAGGUGCCAUGUAAGCAACCUGAUGGGCGUAUAUAAUGACAGCACGUUUGGAAAAGGCAUCAAUUGGCGGGACUUUACGAGUCACACAGCGUCAUUAAAACGUGUGCAAAUGAUGAUAAGACCGAGAAGGUAUUAGGCAUACUCGAUCUCUUUUCAGUCUCUUUUAAUAUAAAAGCUAUAAACAAACAAUAAAUUUGUGUAUACAAAUAUAA